This is a messenger RNA of Effrenium voratum, 627 nucleotides long. The record is from the annotation of a GenBank genome assembly. Lineage: Eukaryota; Dinophyceae; Suessiales; Symbiodiniaceae.
AUGAGCUGCGAGCCUGAGUGGAUGCGACAGGGUCUGCCCUGCCCCCACGGCUUCGAGGUUCCGCUUCCCUUCUCAACUUUCACGCUGCCGCGCGAGCCGAGGGCUUUGGAUUGUUUGGCCGCCCUCUUUUGUACGCUGCCCUUCGACUGGUUGAUGCUUUGGCUGUUCCUGGCGGUGAAAUGCCGCGGACUGCGCGAGCUGGCUCUGGGCACCUUGCUCCUUUGGAAUGGCUUGGCGAUUUUGGUCUUCCAGACCGCCGUGCUUCAGCCCAGGCCUACCCAGAGCUGUCUUGGCGAGUGCGGCAUGCCUAGCGGGCACGCGAUGAUGUGUUUGUCCUUGACAGUUUUUACCUGCUGCGAGCUGCUGCACAGAUGGCCCCCGAGUCUACAACGCUUUGGAGCGAUUCUUCUGCUCGUCUUGACGCACCUGCCGGUGACCUGGGCAAAGCUUCACGUGCACGACCACACCUUCGAGCAGGUGUCUGCCGGGGCGUCGCUUGGGUGCCUGCUGGGUGUGGGACAUUUCCUGGCUGUGCGCAAGUGCUUCGACCGCGGUGGCAAAGUUUGCAAAGCCACAGGCCUUGUGGACAACUACUGGCCUCAGGAGGGAUACGCGCCAUUGCCCUGA